GUGAAGAACACUUCACAUCAAGAGGAGCCUCAUCACUGCUAGAUAAACUCUAAAAAAAAGUCACCAUUCGCCACAAGGAUGAAUUCUGCGAUCCAGUUCAUCGUUCUUCUGGCCUGCAUCACCAUCUGCACCUCUGCAAGCAUUAAGAAAUGCCAGUGUGUGAAGACAGACAAAGCAGUGAGGCCCAAACUCAUCGCUCAUGUCAGAGAGUAUAAACCACGUCCAUACUGCAACGAACAUGAAGUAAUUGUCAUUCUGAAGGAUAAAAGCAAGCUCUGCCUUGACCCAGACUCAGAAUUCACUAAAAGAGUUCUGGAAACAUUAAACAGAUGCAGAUCUAUAUCUGAUAUCAGCAGCAAGGAAACUGCCUUGAGGGCAACUGAGUUUCGACACGGUUGUGACGUGCAGGAUGUGUCUCCUCGAGAUUCAGGAGAAAGGGUGCUGGGCCAGUGA
Cyprinodon variegatus (sheepshead minnow) is the source of this 453-nucleotide messenger RNA. RefSeq names its product growth-regulated alpha protein-like. NCBI's taxonomy places the organism in Eukaryota, Metazoa, Chordata, Actinopteri, Cyprinodontiformes, Cyprinodontidae. The record is from RefSeq and is a predicted model, not a curated record. Gene Ontology annotation, cellular component: extracellular region. Gene Ontology annotation, molecular function: CXCR chemokine receptor binding; chemokine activity. The coding region runs from base 79 to 453 and encodes 124 amino acids. Gene Ontology annotation, biological process: antimicrobial humoral immune response mediated by antimicrobial peptide; neutrophil chemotaxis; chemokine-mediated signaling pathway. The transcript is spliced from 4 exons.